Messenger RNA from Anopheles merus, 3136 nucleotides. Its product is annotated as glutenin, high molecular weight subunit PW212-like. The transcript has 5 exons. The record is from RefSeq and is a predicted model, not a curated record. Bases 42 to 2588 code for a protein of 848 amino acids. NCBI's taxonomy places the organism in Eukaryota, Metazoa, Arthropoda, Insecta, Diptera, Culicidae.
GGGACAGGGACAGGGACAGGGACAGGGACAGGGACAGGGGCAUGGACAGGGGCAAGGACAGGGACAGGGACAGGGACAAUGGCAAGAACAAGGCCAAAAUCAAGGACAAGGACAAGGUCAGAAUCAAGGACAAUCACAAGGACAGGGCCAAGGGCAAGGUCAAAAUCAAGGACAGGGACAGUGGCAAGGACACGGUCAAGGACAAGGUCAAGGACAAGGACAAGGACAAGGACAAGGACAAGGACAAAGUCAAGGACAAAGUCAAGGACAAAGUCAAGGACAAGGUCAAGGACAAGGGCAAGGUCAAGGACAAGGUCAAGGACAGGGACAAGGACAUGGCCAGGGACAGGGGCAGGGCCAAUGGCAAGGGCAAGGACAAGGUCAGGGCCAAGGGCAGGGACAGGGUCAAGGACAAUGGCAAGGACAAGGUCAAGGACAAGGACAAGGACAAGGACAAGGACAAGGACAGGGACAGGGACAAGCAAGGACAAGGUCAAGGACAAGGUCAAGGACAAGGGCAAGGACAAUGGCAAGGUCAAGGACAAGGACAAGGGCAACGUCCGGGUCAAGGCCAAGCUCAAGGGCAAGGACAGGGUCAACAUCCAGGGCAAGGUCAGAUACAAGGACAAGGACAAGGCCAGGGACAAGGUCAACGCCCUGGGCAAGGUCAAGCUCAAGGGCAAGGCCAGUGGCAAGGACAAGGGCAACGUCCAGGCCAGGGUCAAGGUCAGGGUCAAGUUCAAGGGCAAGGUCAGGGGCAGCGUCCUGGACAAAAUCAAGGACAAGUACAAGGUCAAGGACAAGGUCAAGGACAAGGCCAACGUCCAGGCCAAGGACAACAACAGCAACAAGGUCAAGGACAAGGCCAACGUCCAGGCCAAGGCCAAGGACAACAACAGCAACAAGGUCAAGGCCAAGGACAGCAACAGCAGCAAGGUCAAGGACAACAACAGCAACAGCAAGGGCAGGGACAGGGACAGGGUCAACAACAACAGCAAGGCCAAGGGCAUGGACAUCAAGGACAGCAUCAAGGGUCACAUCAGGGCCCGAUCAGUUCCGGCCAACAUCAGGUACAACAUCAGGGUAGCCAUCAAGGUAUUCACGGUGGAGAGCAUCAAGGACAACAUCAAGGGUCACAUCAGGGGCCAAUAAGCUCGGGACAGCAUCAGGGACAACACCAGGGAAGUCAUCAAGGCUCGAGUGGUGAACACCAAGGACAGCAUCAAGGAUCUCAUCAAGGUCCUAUUAGUUCCGGACAGCAUCAAGGACAGCACCAGGGCAAUCAUCAAGGAAUUAAUAGUGGAGAGCAUCAAGGACAACACCAGGGCUCCCAUCAGGGUCCGAUCAGCUCGGGCCAGCACCAGGGACAGCAUCAGGGCAGUCAUCAGGGUGCUAGCGGUGAACAUCAGGGACAACACCAGGGCUCACACGAAGGUCCCAUCAGCUCGGGCCAGCACCAGGGACAGCAUCAGGGCAGUCAUCAGGGUGCUAGCGGUGAACAUCAGGGACAACACCAGGGCUCACACGAAGGUCCCAUCAGCUCGGGUCAGCACCAGGGACAGCAUCAGGGAAGUCAUCAAGGAAUACACAGCGGACAGCAUCAGGGGGAGCAUCAACAUCAGCACCAGGGACCAGUUGGAGAAGGACAACAUCAGACUAGCCAUCAAGGAAGCCACCAGGGCCUGUCGCAGGGAGAGUUCCAGGGUCAACAUCAGGGGCAGCACCAGAAACCGAUCAGCGGCAACAAGGAGGAGCACAACCUGCAGGUUCAAGUGUCCUGGGGACAGGGACAGCAGGGACAGGGGCAACAAGGCCAAUCUCAAGGACAAUCCCAAGGACAGUCUCAAGGACAGUCGCAAGGCCAGUCUCAAUCCCAGGGGCAGUCUCAAGGCCAAUCCCAGGGACAACAGGGACAGUCUCAAGGCCAAUCCCAGGGACAGACACAUCGUCCACCGCAAGGAGGACCUACGACGGAACAACCUCCAGUCGAGUCUUCACCGAGUACACCGAUCCCUGGAUCACCUGGAACCGCAAUUGGUGUGUAUCCACCGACAAAACCAAUCGAUACCAGCUCACCACCUGGCUCGUCAUCCUCCUCCUCCUCCUCAUCUCCGCCUCCAUCGAUGCCACCCUCGGGGCCACCGUCGUCUUCCGGCGGGGACAACUAUGCUCCACCUCCAAACUAUCAGAUAGCGGUAUCGCAAUAUCCGUACUUCUUUGUGCCCUAUCCGUACGCACCGCCGAACGUGCCGCAGGCACCAUGCAACUGCCCAGCCGAUCAGCAGAACCAGCAGGGAGGCCAACAGCCAAACCAGCCGGCCGGCUACCUCGGCUUCAUUCCCGUCCUGUACAUCCCGAACUGUCACGCCCAGAAGAGUGGACUGCCGGCCAACUUCAACUGGCCGGCACCGCCACCACCGGAAGGGUUCGGCCAGUCACUGGAUGAGCUGCCGGCCCAGCGACUCUUUCAGAAACCGGACGGUAGCUGGGUGCUGCAGCGGGCCCGCAACCGCUCUCGCCGGCUGCGUGCCCGACGUCCCGCUGCCCGGCGAAUCAUUACCGACCAGGAAUAUCCAGCGAAGAAGUAGAGUCGAUUGAGGAAAAGACGCAGCAGUUUGCAUGGAAGAGAAAAAAAUACUCAUUUUAUAUUAAGUUUCAUCUGCCCUUUAGUAUACUACACUCAUUCAUUCGCUCCCCAACACAAGCAACCCGGUCCCGCAUUUGGGUGCAAGAAAAAAAGCGAUAUUUAUGGAAACAAAAGACAGUGUGUUUUCGAUGUUUAAGGAUGCAUUGAUUUUCCUCUUGCCACUGUGAUUAGAUUUAUUCAUCAAACGAAAGCGCAAAGUAUACUACGAAAGCAUCGCUAUAGCGAAAUGGAGAGCUUCCCGUGUGUAUUCGAGUAGGAUGUGGGAAGGAAGUAGCUGCCUGCCUUCCGUGUUCCGUAGGAAAAGGGUUGCCGUGGAGGACGAAAGAGGCAAAAGACAGCAAAUGGAAGAGUGUAUGUGUGGCGUGUGUUUAACGCACAGUAAAAGCACAUCCCUCUCGUCUACGCUAGUUAAUCGUAACUUAUUUAAGAUAGCACGAGAAAAAGUUUGAGCACACAUUGAAUAAAAGUGUUUUGAUGCAUAAAUGUAAA